This is a messenger RNA of Sphenostylis stenocarpa, 237 nucleotides long. The record is from the annotation of a GenBank genome assembly. Lineage: Eukaryota; Viridiplantae; Streptophyta; Magnoliopsida; Fabales; Fabaceae.
AGUCUUUGGAAGAAAGCACAGGAUAUUCAGGCACAUAAUGUGACCCCUCACUUAUUGUCACGUGGGGGUUAUCGAAAGCUUGAACAAACCAUGAUGAUUGAGAAAGAGAAAACACGAUAUGUCUCUUCAUCAUAUGCUUUAAGUCUUGACCCACCAUCUCCACCUUCAUGUCAUGAGAAGUGGAAGCAGACUCGAUGUCGCCGCCUCCCGAAAAGGGGCGGUCGGAGCGACGCGAUG